This is a messenger RNA of Culex pipiens pallens (northern house mosquito), 1544 nucleotides long. Its product is annotated as pickpocket protein 28-like. Lineage: Eukaryota; Metazoa; Arthropoda; Insecta; Diptera; Culicidae. Bases 1 to 1413 code for a protein of 470 amino acids. Gene Ontology annotation, biological process: sodium ion transmembrane transport. Gene Ontology annotation, molecular function: ligand-gated sodium channel activity. The transcript is spliced from 2 exons. The record is from RefSeq and is a predicted model, not a curated record. Gene Ontology annotation, cellular component: membrane.
AUGAAUCCUCUUCCCCGCAAGCCAAUUCAUCAAGCUAAUAACACGUGGAACUGGAAGCAGAUCCUCCCCGAACUCCGGAAUCUUUUCCAAGAGUUUUGCGCCAGCACCACCAUCCACGGCUUGGCCUACAUCGGAGUGAGCAAAUCGCUGCUGGGCCGGCUUGGCUGGUCGGCCGUGACGGUUCUUUCUCUGGUUUGCUGCGGAACGCUCAUCCGGCAGGUGUACGACAAGUGGGACAACAACCCGGUGAUUGUCAGUGUGGACGGUACGCCCACGCCGGUGUGGAAAAUUCCGUUUCCUGCGAUCACGAUUUGCCCGGAAGAUAAGAUUAGUGCAAAGGCGAUGAACUUUACGGAGCGUUUUUUCGCUUAUUUUUAUAGUAAUACGAGUAUGAGUCAGUUGAGUAAGGAUCAACUAAUGGCGGUGCUGCAAGAUAUGUUCAAUGAUGGCGUUUUGCAUGAUGAGUAUCAAUAUUUGACUGAAACUAAAAGCGCUACCAAUUGGUCUAUGGAAAAAGGAUACGCCCAAGGAACACCGUUCGUAGCACAUCCAUUAAGAAGCGAAGGAUACGCCACGAGGUACUGCUUCAACCUGGUAAACGAAAAAAGUGACGUCGAAGCUCAUUGCACUGAAGGCAAGGGAUUCAGAAUGGUCCUGCACUCGCCGGAUGAAUAUCCGAUUGCAUUCUCCAAGUACGUCCUGCUAUCGCUGGAUCGAGAUAUCAUCGUGGCAGUUAAACCACAAAUUUUGACAACCUCCAAAGAGCUUGCCAAUUAUGCCUCAAAUCGUCGAAAGUGUCUCUUCAGCCAUGAACGUAAGCUGAGGUUCUUCCGUGUGUACAACCAGAACAACUGUGAGCUGGAGUGCUUCGCAAACUUAACGCUGGCUCGCUGUGGAUGUGUGAAGUUUUCGAUGCCUCGAUCCGCUGGUACAAGAGUUUGCAGAACUGCUGAAAUACGGUGCGUCAUCGGAGCUCAUCGCCACAUGCUUGCGAUAAAUGCGGCAAAUCGGCUGAAGAGCACCGUUCCGACGUCGUUCUGUAACUGCAUGUCCGCGUGCAGCUCUAUCCAGUAUCAAUCGGAAAUAACUCAAUCGACGUACGACUACAUGGAGUCGAUUGACCUCAGAAUUAGGCCUCUGUUUGGGAAUCACUCAAACUUUACAACCAGCAUAAGAAUGUCAAAAGUUAGUAUCCACUUCAAGGAAGCCGAAUUUUUGUCUAUGCGCCGAGGUGAGCUGUUCGGGCUGACGGAUUUCAUAGCCAAUUGUGGUGGAGUUCUGGGACUCUGUCUCGGCGUCAGCUUCGUCAGCUUGGUGGAGUUACUGUACUACUGCGUUGCACGCCCACUUCAGCUGCUGAAGACAGUUCGUAACAAUGUCAUUGUGGUAAAGGAUUGCGUGGAUAGAUUCUAGAUUAAUUAAAAAUUCAACUCGUUAACAGCACAUAACAACCUGAUUAAUAAUUCAAACUCACUGGGCAUUGGUCCUGCACGGCAGUGUCAUGUCGGAACAAAAAACAACUGCAGUAUUCACUGCAGCACUCA